CAGUACUGUACUACCAUAUAUACACAAAACAAUGGAGCCAUCACGUGAAGAUGGUGGAGCUACGAGCUGCUCCUUCACAACAAUUAAGCUUGGGUUGGACAGAUCGACAUCUGCGGUUUCAGGUCCAGGGAUAUCCAGAUGCUGUUUUCAGUUCAACAAUUUGAUGCAAGGAGGAGACUCUGUCAGCCUGGAAAAGCUGGGUGUCUCGUCAGAUUAUCACAAGAAGAAGGCGGCUGCGAACAGGCAUCACCGGGAACAGGCUGAGCGAGAGAAAAUACACAAGCUGUACAGCUCACAGCCUGAGACCCACCUCAGAGUCGUCCCAAUCAAGGGCGACGGGCGCUGCCUCUUCAGAGCAAUGGUGAAGGGCUUGGCGCGCGCGAAGGGUGAAUUCGUGGGUGGCAGAACGGAGGAGGCGGAUGCAGACGAGCUGCGGCGGGCGGUGGCGGACGCGCUCUGCCGCGGGCCUGAGCGCCUUCGCAGCUUCAAGGAAGUGCUUCCUAGCAUCGAGGCGUUCGAGGGCGGCCUGCGCAGGUACUGUGUGCGGCUGCAGUCCCCCACCUUCUGGGGCGGUGAAGUGGAGAUCCUGAUUCUCAGCAAAAUGCUCAAGGCGCCCAUCUUUGUCUUCCAGCGCGCCGAGGAGGCCGGCAGGAAGGGAAAUGGGUACAUUCCCAUUGUGAAGUAUGGAGAGGAGUUUGCGGAACCCAAGAAAGGGAGGAAGCCCCGUGCACCAGUGAAGCUGCUUUACUCCAGUGGCAACCACUAUGAUCUGCUACUGCCCAGCCUCAUCUGAUUUGACAAUCAUUUAUUAUUGAAGUUUCCCACCAAAACAUACUAAAUGAAGACUGCAAGACUCAAAACGUUUCUGGUUGAUUGCGAUCUCAGCUUUUAGAAUUUUGGCGCUCCUCUUGAAAGGAGUGGGCCAUCAUGAACUUUCUAAGCCGAGCUUGUUGGCGGUCUGGAUCUUAAUUGGUUGGUGUAGACUGCUGAGGCAGCGCUGUCGGAUUACCAGAAACUUCUUUUAAUCUUUUAAGGCAACUCUAAUUUGAUCCAAUAAUUAUUCGUAG
Coccomyxa subellipsoidea C-169 is the source of this 1067-nucleotide messenger RNA. RefSeq names its product cysteine proteinase. The transcript is spliced from 5 exons. The record is from RefSeq and is a predicted model, not a curated record. Lineage: Eukaryota; Viridiplantae; Chlorophyta; Trebouxiophyceae; Coccomyxaceae. The coding region runs from base 164 to 793 and encodes 209 amino acids. Gene Ontology annotation, molecular function: cysteine-type deubiquitinase activity. Gene Ontology annotation, biological process: endoplasmic reticulum unfolded protein response; protein deubiquitination. Gene Ontology annotation, cellular component: cytosol; nucleus.